GUUUCCACUCAUAUGUGCUUACUGGUCUUUACUUUACUCCUAUCAUCGAUCGCGUGUCGUCCAUGCACGCUGAAGUCAAUUUUUCUUAGCGCGCGCGUAAUGGUUAAUUAGAGAUCGGCAAAUUAGUGCUUCAUAGCCAGCUACGCGCUAAACGUAUAACAAGGUGUGAACAGCAAUCACAAGCCGGACUACAAGCCCGUCCCUGACUAGGUCCCCCAGCGCGCCUUCUCCCUUCUCUCAAUACCAAGGCAGCAGAGGCAGUGCAAUAUGGACAUAACUGCUCUGAACGUGCAGUACGACGGCGUGCAGGAGCACCGCGGGGCCGCGGGAGCUCCAGAGCUGACGGUUACGGGGAGCAGCCCAGUGACCGCUGAGCCUCGCGCCCUCGCGUCCGGUCGCGACUCACCCGAUGGGGUACCAGUGGUCCAGUCCAAUGAGCCGGUUGAAGUAUUCGGCUACCUGCAGAAGAAGGGUCGCCGGCUAAAGGCCUGGCACCAGAGAUGGUUUGAGAUCAGAGGACAACAUAUGUACUACUUCAAGAGCAACUCCAAGAAACAGUGCUUGGGAGAGAUACAACUCAGCAUCUGUUCACAAGUUCGAGCUAGUGAUGUGGCCAGCUUUGGACACCCGUUUGAGGUGGUUACAAAGGAGAGGACGCACAUUCUGGCUGCAAGGACAACUGAGGACAUGGAGAAGUGGAUCGAUGCCAUCAACAAGAACAUGGGCCCCAGGUCUGGUUCUUCUCCCAAGAAGGCCAACAAAGUCAAGAAGUGGGACUCUUUCAAGAACGCCUUCCACAUCCACCGCUCUGUGUCCCCUCAGCGCUCCAACCCCACCCCGUCAGUUUCUGUUCCCACUGAAGACACCCAGGUUCCCGUGGCAGAUGUGGUACGCAACAAGAGCUUCCUCGACAAGUUUCGACGUAUCAAGAGGGACAGGUCGAACUCAGCCGAGCGCAGGACGGCAGAACUGAGAGAUCAGGAGAAACGUCCACUUUCAGAGGACGUGAGCUACUCUCAAAACAAGCAGCAGCUUGUUGCAGCGCUCACCGAUCCUCCCGUGGCCGUCUCCGUACCCAACAGUCCCCUGUCUAGGAAGAAAAGCAGUCCUGUCGGUGGCCGCAAACGUAAAAGCUUCUCGCCAGGUUCCCAGACCCCGGGUGGAGACAGCAGUGGAGGACUCACUCCCAGGAGCACACCAGAGAGAUCUACUCCUGAUCCUUCACCAAGGCACACCAGUACACCCAUGACAGCAACCAAAGACAUGACUCCUUCUCCUCCAAAAGUCACGUUAGCCACGCCUCGACCUCCAGUAAACAACUCCACAAAACUGUCGCCACACCGGGAGACCAAGAAGCUGCCCACCCCUCCCUCGCCACUGGCGUCCAACGAGACCCCGAUACCCGAGAUUUUCACCAAACCCCUCGUGUGGGACGAGGUGAAGGUGCUACUGGAUUCCACGCAAGACUCGGAGCACCUCUUCCCCGAAGAUUCCCUUUUUCCUCGUGAUGAGCCAUGGAUGGAGAAAGAGAGCCCGAUCGAUCAGCUGAGGGAGUUUUUGGCAGUCUGCCCCUGAUAUGCAGGUCUUCACAAUCACGUGUUUUUUUCAAUCACAGCGAAAAAUUCUUUUUUUAAUAUUCAUUGCAGUAUAUAUAUAUACUUGUGUAAGUUGAAUAUCCCAACUCACAGACUAUGAAUACAGCAAACAAUUGAGUAGGAAAAAAAAUUCAUUUUCUAGGGAGAUUAUGACUUGACCAGGGAAGGAAGUGAGACCAUAAACCGUGACACACAAAAAAAAAGGAAAAAAGGACGGUAAAUACGAACAUGGUGACUUGUGAAUAAAACGAGGUCCAAGAUUCACAGGGUGAAAAAUUGUGCCUAAGAUCUGACGGCUAUACUGUUCGGGAACUUGGCUUUUAUUAACGCUCCCGACUGGUAGGCCGCUAUGAACUUGAGCGCCAGUCCUCUAUCCUCGCACUGGAGUAGGGAGCCGAUGCUAGCCAGCAGGGUAAGGCCGCCGAUGACGUACUCAACUACAAGAACGGGCAGCAGAAUAAGGACUAUGAGAAUGUUGAGCGGCACUCGGGCAGCGUUUUUCAACGUUUCCAACGACAUGGCGACGACUGUAAAAUUUCAGCUUAGUGAGCUUGGAAAACAGUUCCUCCUUCCAAAGAUGCAGGCUAGAAAUCCACAGCAACUUCUCAAAAACUGGACAGUUUGCAGAAGCCGUGCACAUGCACAUGCACAGCCAGGUUUUAUAACCGACGUCACACACCCCCAAUCACGCGGACGUCACGCGUAUGCGCGCGCAUUUUAUACGCGUACGUUAGAUACGUAAAGUAUACACGGAGAGCGAAUCCGACACGUUCUAGGAGAACGUGGACAGCACGGGGAAUAAACGUGCAACAACAUGCUAA
Geodia barretti is the source of this 2416-nucleotide messenger RNA. Lineage: Eukaryota; Metazoa; Porifera; Demospongiae; Tetractinellida; Geodiidae. The record is from the annotation of a GenBank genome assembly.